GAGGUCUUUAUACAAGCUUGGGUCUUCUCUCUCUCUCCCUUUCUCUCUCUCUCUCUCUGUCUUUUACUCACAAACUCAAACUCUGGACUUUAGUCAGGCUUGUUAUGAGUGAAGAGAAGCGGCAGCGGGCCUCGUAGCGGGCUGGAUCUUCACAGGAAGAGGUUGGAUUGGUUGUGUUUCGGACUGGGGUGCGCUCACACACCCCUCGGGAGACAUUUGUUUAUGUGUGCGUGUGUUCUGUGUGUGAAUGUUCAGACACGUUGCCAAUUACUUUAUUACAUUUGCAGUAGAGGGAGAAGCCCUAAAAAGGGAAUUAUGUCUUCAGUCAGGGUCGGAGUUAAGCAUUAACCUCUCUUUACACUACCAAUACAACCCUGGCCUGUGCCUGGGUGUGUGUGUAUGCGUGUGUGUGUGUGUGUGAGGAGACCUCUUGUCCAUUAAAGAGCUUCAAAGCUCAAAGCCCUGCUGAGUCACGUCCUGCGAUUGUCUCGGUGUAUGUGAGCAAAUUGUAUCUGCGGAGUGUGUUUGUGUGUUCUGCUGUUGACGGAGUGGAGCAAUUCAGAAGACUCAACCAAUAGUGUCCCAUCUUCUGAUUGGAGGGGAACCUCUGGAGCGUGUGCUUGUUUUCUACUGUUGUUGGAGCAGAAAGGCCAGAGAGACUAGCCUUGAUCGGAGCUGAGCCUGUGGAGUGUGAGGAGUGUGUGUGUUAUUGUCCUGUCGUGUCUUCCUGACCAGAGCUGACUCCGGGGACACAAUGACUACUGAAGCUCUGGAGAAGUACUGUGGAUCCAUCUUCUGGAACUCGUCGUUCCUGCAGCGUGAGGACCCAGACCUGCCAGUGUGUGUGGAGCAGACCGUGUUGGUGUGGGCUCCGCUGGGCUUCCUGUGGCUCUGUGCCCCCUGGCACAUAGCAGUGCUCUGCAGGAAGGCCACCCCCACUAAACACCUGUCCAAACUAUACCUCUGUAAACAGAUUGUGGUUGGCCUGUUGUUCCUGACCGCCAUAGCAGGUCUAGCUGUGACGUUAGGAGAGGACUAUGGUCCAACCAGAGACACCACUGCGACAGAGAAAAACCCUUGGGUUUUCUAUGCCAACCCCAUUCUGUUCGCUGUCUCAUGGAUUCUGCUGGUACUCAGUCAGGAGGGAGUGAGGAGGAGAGAGGGAGCGGUGGACUCUACUACUCUGUUCCUCUUCUGGCUGAUCCUGGUGGUCUGUGAUGUCUUCCCCUUCCAGACCCUGCUACGAGAGGCCCUCAGAAUGGGAGAGAUCCCAGACCUUCCUCGUUUCUGUCUCUUCUACAUCUCCUUCGGGCUGGAGUUGAUCGCCCUCAUCCUGUCUGCCUUCGCAGAUGUCCCCCGGGAAGCAGAGGAUCUAGUCAAAAAGAACCCAGAGGUUGGAGCCGCAUUUCUCAGCAGAAUCACUUUCAAUUGGUUCAACAGCAUGGUGCUAAAUGGUUUCAAGCGCCCUCUGGUCCAGAAGGACCUGUGGGAGCUAAGUGAGGCAGAGAGUACUCUCCAGAUCAGUCAGCGUUUCCUGCAGACCAUGCAGACAGAGCUGAAAGCAGCCAGAACCAGACUUCAGACCAAAAUGAGGAAGAGAGGGGAGGAGAAGGCAAGCAAAGGCCAGGGAGAGGGCCUCCAAAACGGGCAUCAGAAUAGGCUGGGGAAGGGGGUCAGCCAGGAUGUGCUGAUGAUGGAGGAAAAGGGGGAUGAAAAGGAGAAGAAGGAGGAGAAGAAGAAGAAGAAGAAAGAAGAGAAGGAAUACUACCCCAAGUCGUGGCUCAUCCCCACCAUCGCUACCACAUUUAAAGGGGUCCUGUGGGAAUCAGCUAUCUUCAAGCUCAUAACGGACCUCCUAUCCUUUGCCAGUCCACAGAUCCUCAAGUUGAUGAUAUCCUUCACUAUGGACAAAUCCAUCUACACGUGGACAGGGUACAUGUAUGCAGUGCUGCUUAUCCUGGUGGCCAUCUUUCAGUCUCUGUUCCUGCAGCAGUACUUCCAACGCUGCUUCGUUCUGGGGAUGAAAGUCAAAACAGCCAUCAUGGUUGCUGUGUACAAGAAGGCUCUGGUCGUAUCGAACGACGCCCGCAAGGAGUCGACGGUCGGGGAGACGGUGAACCUGAUGUCAGCCGACGCUCAUCGAUUCAACGAUGUCGUUAACUUCAUCCACCUGCUGUGGUCGUGCCCACUGCAGAUAGCGCUCGCUAUCGCCUUCCUAUGGAUAGAACUUGGGCCUGCUGUACUGGCUGGAUUGGCUGUCAUGGUCCUCAUGGUGCCCAUCAAUGGUCUGCUGGCCAACAUGUCCAAGAACGUUCAGAUUGAGAACAUGAGGUACAAAGACAAACGGAUGAAAAUCGUGAACGAGAUGCUGAAUGGCAUCAAGAUCCUGAAGCUAUAUGCAUGGGAACCAUCAUUCCAGAACCAGGUGAUGGGAAUCAGAGAACAAGAGCUGGUGGUCAUGAGGAAGUUUGCCUACCUCUCCUCCGUCUCCACCUUCGUCUUCUCCUGCGCCCCCGCCCUGGUCUCCUUGGCAACCUUUGCAGUGUUUGUAGCAGUGGACUCAGAGAACGUUCUGGAUGCAGGGAAAGCCUUCACCUCCAUCUCUCUUUUCAACAUCCUGCGCUUCCCUCUGGCCUUCCUGCCCAUGCUCAUAGCUGCAAUGGUGCAGACCAGUGUUUCUAAGAAGCGUCUGGAAAAGUUCCUGGGAGGAGACGACCUGGACACCAACAUCGUGCGUCACGACCCCAGCUUCAACACAGCCGUGAGUGUCUGUAAUGGAACCUUUGCUUGGGAGAAACACGCUGAACCUGUUCUCAAAAAUGUGUCAUUGGAAAUUAAGCCCGGCAAGCUGGUAGCAGUGGUGGGAGUGGUGGGUUCUGGUAAAUCGUCUCUGAUAUCAGCAAUGCUGGGAGAGAUGCACAGCUCAAAGGGCUUCAUCAAUGUACAGGGGUCGGUAGCCUUCGUGCCCCAACAGGCCUGGAUCCAGAAUGCCACUCUCAGGGACAACAUCCUGUUUGGCUACCCACUGGAGGACUCUCGUUUCCAGGCUACGCUGGAGGCCUGCGCCCUGGGGCCCGACCUGGAGCUGCUGCCUGGGGGAGACCAGACUGAGAUCGGGGAGAAGGGUAUAAACCUGUCCGGGGGUCAGAAGCAGCGUGUGAGCCUGGCCAGGGCGGCCUACAGCCAGGCUGAUGUUUACCUGCUGGAUGACCCUCUCUCAGCUGUAGACUCUCAUGUGGGCAAACAUCUGUUUGAGGAGGUGGUGGGACCUAAAGGCAUACUCAAAGAUAAGACCCGUAUCUUGGUGACCCAUGGGGUGAGUUUCCUGCCCUACGUGGACGAGAUUGUUGUACUGAAAGAGGGAUGUGUUUCUGAGGUCGGGUCAUACCAAAGUCUCAAGGACAGCAAGGGGGCUUUCUCUGAGUUCCUGGACACCUAUGCUAAAGACGAGGGCAAGAAACACACUGAUCCAACCUCUGAUGGUGAGGAGGUGGGGCUAGUCCCUGAUUUACAGGAUCCUCAGGCCGACACCCCUCCUGAAGACAUCGUCUCAAUGACCCUGAGGAGAGAGAGCAGCAUCCGACGCAGCCAACGCAAUGGAAGUGUUAGGUUGAGAAAGAACAGUUCCCUAAAGAAACCGAAGCCACCUGCUGAUGACGAGACCAAGAAAGGCCAGAGGCUGAUCGAGAAGGAAACCAUGGAGACGGGACAGGUGAAGUUCUCGGUGUAUCUCCAGUACCUACGUGCAAUGGGCUGGGGCUACUCCACCAUGUUCUUCCUAGUGUACUUCAUCCAGAACGUUGCUUUCAUUGGUCAGAACCUCUGGCUGAGUGACUGGACCAAUGACGCGGAGGAUUACUACAAUAAGACCUACCCCAACUGGAAGAGGGACACUCGGAUUGGUGUAUUUGGUGCGCUAGGCGUGGCUCAAGGUGUAUUUGUAUUCAUGGGCACCCUGCUCCUGGCUAACGGCUCUAUCAAUGCGUCUCGUAUCCUUCACUCCCGGCUGCUCAACAACAUUCUACGUGUUCCCAUGAUGUUCUUUGACACUACCCCAUCCGGCAGGGUUGUCAACCGCUUUGCCAAGGACAUAUUCACAGUGGACGAGGCCAUCCCCCAAUCGUUUCGUUCGUGGAUCAUGUGUUUCCUGGGUGUGCUUGGAACACUGUUUGUCAUCUGCCUGGCCACACCCAUUUUCACCGCCAUCAUCAUCCCUCUGGCUGUGGUCUACUACUUCGUUCAGCGUUUCUACGUGGCAAGCUCACGGCAGCUGCGUCGUCUGGACUCUGUGUCUCGGUCUCCCAUCUAUUCUCACUUUGGAGAGACAGUGUCUGGUCUGUCGGUCAUCCGGGCCUAUGGACACCAGGACCGCUUCCUCAAACACAACGAGAAAAUAAUUGAUGAAAACCUCAAGUCGGUCUACCUGUGGAUAAUCUCGAACAGGUGGCUGGCCAUCCGUCUAGAGUUCCUUGGUAACCUGGUAGUGUUUUUCUCAGCUCUGCUUGCUGUCAUUGCCCGGGACUCUCUGGACAGUGGCCUGGUCGGCCUCUCCAUCUCCUAUGCCCUCAACGUGACCCAGACACUGAACUGGCUGGUGAGGAUGACAUCAGAACUGGAGACCAACAUAGUAGCUGUGGAGAGAGUCAGCGAGUACACGGAGAUGGAGAAUGAGGCGGACUGGGUGUCAGGGAUACGACCGCCAGAGAAGUGGCCUGAGGCUGGGAGGCUGAGGUUCGAAAACUUCAAGGUCCGCUACCGACCUGAACUGGAUUUGGUGCUGCACGGGAUCACCUGCGACAUCGACAGCACAGAGAAGAUCGGUAUAGUGGGUCGAACAGGUGCUGGGAAGUCCAGUCUGACCAACUGCCUGUUUAGAAUCAUUGAGGCAGCAGAGGGACGGAUCUUGAUCGAUGGGACAGACAUCGCUACUCUAGGCCUACAUGACCUCAGGACCAGACUGACUAUUAUACCACAGGACCCAGUGCUGUUCUCAGGGACGCUGCGUAUGAACCUAGACCCGUUUGAGACCUUCAGUGAUGAGGAGAUCUGGCGCGUCCUCGAGCUGUCCCAUUUGAAGGAGUACGUGGGGGGGUUACAGGAAGGACUGACCCACGAGGUGUCAGAGGGGGGAGAGAACCUCAGUAUUGGUCAGAGACAGUUGUUGUGUCUGGCCCGUGCCCUGCUGAGGAAGUCUCGUAUUCUGAUUCUGGACGAGGCUACAGCUGCUGUGGACCUAGAGACAGACAGCCUGAUCCAGAAAACCAUACGACGAGAGUUCUCCCAUUGCACUGUACUCACCAUCGCACACAGACUCCACAGCAUCCUGGACAGUAGCAGGGUGAUGGUGUUGGAUGCUGGGAAGAUCGUGGAGUUUGACUCUCCCAGCACUCUCUUCAACAAACAGGGUCACUUCUAUUCCAUGGCAAGGGAUGCUGGGAUCACUACAGUGGACAGCACUGCUCUGGACAGCACUGCAUUGGAUAGCACAGCUCUCUGAGACUUGGGACUUGUUGUACAGUUGGUCUCAGAGAGGGCAGAAUCAUGCCUUAACUGCAGAGGGGAUGCUAGUCCCUGGUGUUGAUUGUAAAAUAGAGAAUGAGUUCUCAAUAACUUACCGGAGGGGUAUAUUACAAAGCAGUAUCAACAAGUUAUCCGGGUAACUUUAUGAAGCUUAAGUUGAAUAUGGGCUAUUGAGAAAUAUUAUACCAUCUCAAAAAGACUACUUCUUUGUGAUAAAGAUGCAUGCCAAAUGUUA
This is a messenger RNA of Oncorhynchus mykiss (rainbow trout), 5755 nucleotides long. It is a transcript of the gene abcc2, whose product is annotated as ATP binding cassette subfamily C member 2. Lineage: Eukaryota; Metazoa; Chordata; Actinopteri; Salmoniformes; Salmonidae. Gene Ontology annotation, molecular function: ATP hydrolysis activity; ATP binding; ABC-type transporter activity. The record is from RefSeq and is a predicted model, not a curated record. Gene Ontology annotation, cellular component: apical plasma membrane. Gene Ontology annotation, biological process: transmembrane transport.